Molecule: messenger RNA, 8944 nt
Organism: Nilaparvata lugens (brown planthopper)
Lineage: Eukaryota; Metazoa; Arthropoda; Insecta; Hemiptera; Delphacidae
Gene: Rab3-GEF
Product: MAP kinase-activating death domain protein
Exons: 42
Coding region: 577-5931 (1784 amino acids)
Biological process (GO): regulation of Rab protein signal transduction; regulation of apoptotic process
Cellular component (GO): cytosol
Molecular function (GO): guanyl-nucleotide exchange factor activity
Source: RefSeq, a predicted model, not a curated record
AUUUAUUGCUAAAAGUAAAGUCAGCUACAUGUCAAGUACAAUCAUAGCUAUGGUUGAUAGCAAAUUGUUUCUAUAAUAAUAUUUAAGGCAGAAUUAACAGACAAUCAAAACUGGGCGUAAGAGCUGGGACGUUUGUGAACGGGGCUACGGGUUAUACAUUAACCUCGGCAAAGCAUCGGUGAUGAGAGGGGAGCGGUGGUGGCGCUGUUUAUCGACUGGCGCUAUUACGCAUGCGCAGACGGAUCCUUGGCUUGGCUUGAUCUGGCCAAUGCUGUUGCUGUAAGCUGUAGUGUAGUCUGUCCGAGGUCCGAGCCAGUGACAGCGAGACCAGCAGCUGAGAACUGAGAAAACCACCCUCAUAAUACAUGACAGAUUGAAGAUGGUUGGAGAGAGGAUGGCCUUUGAACAACAGACCAGAAGAUUGCCAGCCAGACCAGUUUGCCAAGUGCAGUCACACGUUACAUAAUUUUCAACAUGUGGCACAUGCAAGUUGUGCCCUAAUGUGCUAUUAUAGACAAUACAAUUGCGAUAAGUUACAGUUAAUUUUGUUUAUUUUCGGUGAUCUUUGUUGUAAACAUGUGCGAUAUCCAGAAAAAGUUCCUUUGUCCAAGGCUUGUUGACUAUUUGGCAAUCGUUGGAGCACGCUCACCUUCAUCUCAAUCGGCUAACAGUGCCUCCACUGCCAGACAGGUAUUAUUGCCAGAACUAUUAAGACGUUACCCAGCCGAAGAUCAUAAAGACUUUCCUCUUCCACUUGAUAUGGUAUACUUCUGUCAACCAGAAGGAUGCAUCUCUGUUGGUCCCAGACGAACCGCUCUCAGGGAGGCGACAUCGUUUGUUUUCACCUUGACUGAAAAGGAUUCUGGAAAAAGUCGCUAUGGAAUUUGUGUCAACUUCUACCGGCCAUUGGAGAGGCCUGGCGCCGCAAGUGCUCACUCGGCAAGGGACAGGCGUGACAGGCAUUUCCGCAGAGAAUCCUGGAGAAAGAGCAUGGAGAAAAGCUCGGACUCUGCCUUCUCCAGUGACUACCGGAGUACGGUGGCGCCGAGUGACUCUGACCGCGACUGUCCGAGUCGCCGGGAUUCGGAGAGCUCGCAUCGCGCGCCUGCGCACAACACCCGCCUCGCCCCCCACCCCACCACGCUCCCCACCAACGACUCGGAGAGUGGCGGCUCGCACUCCCCUUCGCCGCGUGCCAGUCGCAAGAGACAGAGGGUGCGGAAUCAUUCACUAACCUCAUUGUGCCUACUAACUCACCAUCCUUUCUUCUCGAUUUUUAGAGAAUGCCUAUUUAUAUUGAAGCGAUUAAUAGAUGCUUGUAAUGAAAACUCUUCGCCGCGGAGAGUUGGGGCUUCCAGACAAAUAAACAGUGUAUGGAAUGUUCUUACUGGUAGAAUAUUUGAAGGCACGCCUUCAAUCGUGAUCCAUGAUGUUCGAGAAAUAGAGACGUGGAUUCUGCGCCUGCUCAGCGCACCUGUCCCUGUGCCUGGAAAAACUAGAGUUGAAGUGGAAGUGCUGUCGAAAGGCAUUCAUCCGCUGUUGACAUUCGCCCUCCCUGAUCACACGCGCUUCACGUUGGUCGACUUCCCACUCCACCUGCCUCUCGAGUUGUUGGGUGUCGAUACUUGUCUCAGGGUCCUCACACUGAUUAUACUCGAAAAUAAGGUUUUACUGCAAUCGAAAGACUACAACGCCCUUUCAAUGUCGGUGAUGGCUUUUGUAACUUUGAUCUAUCCCCUGGAAUACAUGUUUCCAGUCAUCCCUCUACUGCCCACCUGUAUGAGCUGUGCAGAACAGCUGCUGUUGGCGCCUACACCAUUUGUCAUUGGUAUUCCUGCAAGUUUCUUGUCUCUGAAGAAAAAUUUCAGGUUACCAGAUGAUAUAUGGCUGGUUGACUUGGACUCUAAUAGGAUAACUCCCCCUACUGGAUUCCAAGAAGAUUUGCCGCCUCUUCCUGAACCAGAAGGAACAGUCUUGAAAAAUGUCCUCAGACAGGCGAUGCAGCAAGGUAGUCAGGCCUUGAACAGUCUGUCAGCUCCUAGUCAGCCGAUGGGUGGACAGCAAUCUUCCGGAACGGUGACAACUACUCCGAGAGAGCUUGGCUCCAAAUUGAGGAGAGAAAGUGUUUACCCAUCGCCGCCAUACCAGCAAACUAAUUUAGGUUACGGAUCACCCUGCUUGCAACGGUCAGCCGAAGAUGCGGCCAGUCAAUACCCCCCACACCCGCAGAACUUCCCCCCUCCACAGCACCUGCAAUCCUACCAGCCUCAGUCGAGUUCGUCGCCCGCCUUCAAUCCGUUCAUUUACGGCAACGACGUCGACUCUGUUGAUAUUGCCACUCGGGUUGCAAUGGUGAGGUUUUUCAACUCGAAUAAUCUUUUGGCCAACUUCACUGAGCACACACGUACUUUGAGAUUAUAUCCACGACCUGUUGUCGCUCUUCAAAUCAACAGCUUCCUCAGGUCACGACCCAGAGCUUCAGCUUUCCUCAACAAAUUCGCCAGGACACAGGCGGUAGAAUUUCUAGCUGAAUGGUCGCUGACUCCAAGUAAUGAGGCAUUCCUUAGAGUUCACAACGGCGUUUACGACCCCCAGCAGAUUGGCGACAAGGCCAAGUGGUUCUCUCAUACUUUGGAGCCUAUCAAUUUCUCUGUUUGGGAUGAUACUUCGUCCUUGGCUGGCGCUCUCAAACAUUUGCCUCAACAGGAACAGCCUACAGACGAAAGUGGUUCUGAUUCAGAAGGAGCUGACAGUACAAGUUCGUCCUAUUCAUCUCUCAGUGAUUUCGUGUCUGAAAUGCCUUCGUCGGACUUAUCUCCAAAUUUUUCGACGCCUGAUACGGGACCUGUGGGUUUGAAUACUACCGUAGAUGUUCACGGGGUGUACCACCCUCCGCUAUCAUUACAAGUGCCUGGUGACAAGGAGCUCAGCCCUGUCAGUCCCCCCCACUCCCCGGUCUCAUCCUCGUCCAGUGAUAGUGACAGUCCACAGGAACUCAGACCCGAAGCCAUGGAGAAGGAUGAGAGCUGUAGUUUAGGUGAGUCGGACUCGAAUUCGACGCCUCGCACCGUAAUCAGUAACAAGUCGGCUGGCCAGACUCCCAGUCUAGGCAGUGACACCUCCCUCGACCGCCCCUCCACUCCACGCCGGCUAGUGCCCGUGAGCCCGGGUCCACAGCGACAACCGAGCAUUGGACAGGUGUUGGCGAGAACGGGCAGCUGCUCCAGUAGCUCGCCUCCUGCAGGCAUCACGCGUCAGUCCAGUCAGAGCUCGCUGCUCGAGCAGUUCGCCAGCCAGGCCAAGGAGCUCGUCAGAGAGACCACUCGCCAAAGCAGCCAGGAGGGCCUGCUGGCUCAUGUCGACAAGUUGACAAUUCAUGCGAAGAAGGCAGCUGGAGAGGCGAGUAAGACAGCGUUGGAGGCCAGCAAGACAGCGGCCGGUGUCAGCAAAAACACGUUCGAAGACCUCACCUAUGUGGGCAAGAGUGCCAUCGGAGACUUCACCAAAGGAGCGAAGGAAGUGGCAUCAAAGAAAGGACUUCUCAAGGCUCUAGGAGAGUCAAGAUCUGAUAAUCAGCCUCAGCCCCAAGCCCAGCCUCAGCCACCAGCGCCAGUGCAAGCACCCGCCACCUCCAUAGUGCAGUCUGACAUCAGUCGAACCACCGGCAGAGACUUCUUCUCCAAUCUCGGCGACUUCAAUGUUAACGGCCUAGCUGCUCAGUUCACUGAUUUCUUUGAAGAUAAAGGUAACAAAAAUAGUCGCAGUGUUAAUCAAAAUUCGGGACCUGCAAGACCAAAGGAGAAAGCUCAGCCAUUCGGACCUUUCCCAAAAGGUCGAAAAGGCCCUGUGGAGCGGUCUCAGCUAAUAAGGCAUACAACGACGGGCAGAGGUCGCACGGAUGAAGCUCAACGACAACAAACCCAGGAGCGGUCCACCAGCAACUCGGAAAACCAAGCUUUCCUCAAUGAUGUUGUGAAUCAAGUACUAGCAGGAGAAGGAGUUGGCUGGUUGAAACUCAAUCGGCUCAAGAAGUUGAUGGAAGAUGAAAGUUAUCGAAAUUUUGUACUGAGCAAAAUAAAUAAAACACUUGAGAGAAAAAUCAGCCCUGCGGACCAUUUAGAAGAUGUGUGUGUUUCGAGAGCAGUGUGGAAGGGCAUGUUGAAAUUACUACAAGCUGUUGUUUAUGGCCUAGAACAAACCUAUGCUAAUUACGGCCUUGGUGGAAUGGCUAGUGUCUUCCAGCUACUAGAAAUAGCUCAUACUCACUACUGGACUAAGGACCUUGCUGACACUGGAUUCGAUAGCAUGAUGCUGUCUCAGGCAUCUAGCCCAUUUGGAAGCACUGAAAACGUUCGCUCUCCUCAGAGUCCCAGCAGCUCUCCGAUCCCUUCCAAUUACAUUGAUACAUCUAGAAAAUCAUCACAAGCGAGUAAUUAUGGUGAUAGUGCCGGCCCCCCUCCAUCAGUGCGCCUACAACCCGAGGAGGAAGCAGCGCCGUCCAGUGGCUCUACAUCGGAAAUGCUGCGCGAGAUUUUCAUUCAGAAAAAGCAGAUGAUGUUCCUUUCAAAGCUCACUUCAAUUGAUACUGAGGGUGGGUGCAGGGAGGGUGGGGUGCAUGGGUCCCCAGACGCCGGCUCGUCAGAGGCUGGCUCCAUCGUCACCAAUCCGCACUUCUCGCUGCAGCGCAACCACAAGAACAACGCCUCCUUCCGAUCAACCGUCUCCGACAGUGAAAUUGAACAGGGAAACUUUCCACGUCAACCGAAGCAACGCAAUCCAAGUGUAUGGUCGAGUAAAUCUUCGCUGAGUGCCGGAUUCCGUUAUCAUGGAGGAAACAUCCAUAACACGUCCACUACUCCCAGUCCCGAUUCUGGCAGAACCUACAUUUUCGAAGGCCUUAUAGGAAAAGAGAGGUCAACUUUGUGGGACCAAAUGCAGUUCUGGGAGGAUGCGUUCUUGGAUGCCGUCAGCCAAGAAAGAGAUAUGGUUGGCAUGGAUCAGGGUGCAACAGAAAUGAUGGAAAGAUACAAGUGCCUAAGUGAAAGCGAGCGCAAGCGACUCGAGCACGACGAAGACAGACUGCUCUCAACGGUGCUCUACAACCUGACAGCCAUCAUGCUCAUGGUCAAUGUCAACAAAACCGAAUUGAAGAGAAAGAUUCGCAGGCUGCUCGGAAAAAGUCAUAUUGGUUUGGUCUACAGUCAGGAAGUGAAUGUUCUCCUUGACCAGAUCAACAAUCUACAUGGGAAUGACAUCGACUUGAAGCCUGUGGUAUCACGACAGUCGCACAGGAAAAGCUUCAAUGUGCAUUCGGGUGUCGACUCUUCCGGAGAUCUGCUUUUUUUAGAAGUGCGUGAAGAUGGCCUUGUUCUCAGAUCAGUGAAUGGUAUAAUCGUUGAGCGUUGGUGGUAUGAGAGAUUGGUGAACAUGACUUACAGUCCCAAAAACAAAGUUCUCUGUUUAUGGCGCAAAAAUGGAGGACAAACUGAGCUCAACAAAUACUAUACCAGAAAGUGCAAGGAGCUGUACUACUGCAUCAAGGAGGCGAUGGAGCGAGCAGCGGCGCGGGGCCAGGGGGUGACGCAUGGCGUGGAGCUUGGGGGGGAGUUCCCCGUGCAGGACAUGGCCACCGGUGAGGGUGGAUUGCUGCAAGUUUGCAUGGAAGGCGUAGGACUUCUUUUUGCCUACAGCAAGGAUUUCGAGUGGUUUGUGAAGCUGGAUCACAUUAGGAAAUGUUUCACGCAGAAAGGUGUAAUCUUCGUUUUAGAAGAAUAUAAUCCAAAAACACGGCAAGUCAUCCAAAGGCAGUAUAAAUCUUCAAUGGGGCCUGAGCUGUGCUUACAGAUACAUAGGAUCAUUUCUGUUAAAUAUGAAAUGAAAAUGAUGUCGGCGUCACCCGAACAAGCAACUCAGACUGAAAAUGAAUCUUGAUGUCAUCUACAUCUGUUGCAUGCUUUCAACCAGGCUGACCAGAUCUGCUACGCAGUGUUGUGUGUGUUCUCUUACGUGGCAGCUGGCCAGGAGCAGAAACGCAUCUUGCAGAGUAGAACUCAGCAGGCUCACUGACGACCGUUCAUCAACUAUCUCAACUAAAUAAGUCACAUUUCACACUUACAUGGUGAAAAUAUUUUCUUAGCAUAGACGAAUAUUGCCUACUUGCCCUAACUAUUUAUUUAGGUAGCUUGUAAAAUAAUUGUUGUAACUCUACAACUUUGAAUUUGUAUAAAUUAGACUAUAUUAUAGUUAUUAAUAAGUAGAUCACUUUAUUUGAAAUUCAAUUUGAUUUUCCCAGGCCUUCUUUUUUACAACUAGAAAUGUAAUAGAAAUAUAUUUUACAUGUUCGAAUAAAGCAUAAAUUUGAGUCAGUUGAUCAAUUUGUUUGAAAAUUGAUUAUCGAGUGUUGUUGUAUUGAUCACUAAUUGAUUGAUUUUAACUGAAAUGCAGUUUGCAAUAGGUUUCUUCCAUUCAAUUAACAAUCUAGUUUUAUCUCACAUUAGUGUAGGCUUGCUUCACAAGUGUAAUAUUCUUGUGCAGCAUGUCUCCUGCUAUUCAAAUCUUACACUUGUUUUGUAGAUUUUACAAUUUUGAUCAGUUUACUCAAAACAAUUCUGUAAUUUAAAAUUUCAGAUUUCUCGUUUAGUUUUUUUUAUAAUUCGAAUACAGUGAGAAUCACUUUGUGACAAGCAAUUGAUACAUCAGGAUAGUGUUGAAGCUCUUUUUGAAUAAUAUAAGGUAUUCGAAAAUUCACUGUUUUGUUUGUAACGAAAACAUUAUAUUGCUUUAUGAAUGUGUUUUAUUCGAAAUACACGAGAAUUUCAAUGAAUUCUGGAUAGGAAUGAGCCCGUGUGACGAAGUAAUUCAGUGUGGAUUGUAAAUUCUUUGUAUGCAUAUUUGCUUUUUCAAGUUACCUUUUUCAUUGAUGCAGGAAUAAUUUUUAAACUACAAAACGUAUCAUAAAGUCAUUCUCACUGUAGGCCUACUCAUAACGACUGUAAUCCUAAUGCCUUUCCCUAAUAUGUAGGCUAAUGUGUCUCAUAAGAUUCAUAAUAAUUCAAAUGUAUUAUAAUGGUCUCUACAGAAUAAAUAUGUAGUGGAUUAUAAAAAGUGAUAGAGUACAAUUACUAGCUAUCUCUAAAUGUAAAAAUAAACGCCUUUUGUUAGAUGCAUACUGAAAAAGACCAUAUCUCAACCCUAAUAAAUGUUCGUGUUGUUGAUUAUCAUGUGAAUGACAAUAUAGCCUUCUCAUUGUUUAUAACUUGUAUAGAAUCAAACCCGUAAGGCUACAUCUAGCUAAACGUAAACAUUCAAAUGUAACUAGUAAUGAUCGUCAUUAGUGGAUAGAAUCUAGCUGUAAUAUAUUAUAAUGUACGCCACGACAGCGAAACUAAAUAACAUGUCAACAAAAACAAAUGUAUCAAAUACUGAUUUAGCAUAAACAAGGAAAUAAAAUACUCAUUAUUUAUCAAUGAAUAAUUGUCAACCAUAAGGAAUUUAUUUAUUGAAAAUACAUUCCAUGAAAUCAUUAAUGGAAACUUCAUGAAAAUAUUACAACUCAAAGAACUUUGUGAAUUUUGCAAGAUCUCUGUAUAAUCUGUUGAAAAAUAAAUAACAUAUUCAAUUAUUUAUAUUGUACCUAAAGUGCUAAUAAAAUUGCAGUAAAUGUCCAACGAAUAAGUAUGAUAUUAUCUUUAUCUUCAUGUAUCUUUCUAUUCGUAGUUGGUUAUUAGUACUUUAGGAAUAAAUCAAUGUGAUAUAUCAAGUGAAGAAUCAUUACACAGAAUAUCUUGAUACUAAUAUAGUUUAUGUUUCACACAAUUAAGUUAUACGUACAUCGUUCUUUCAGUUCAUGCUAAGAAUUAACAAUAGGUAUUUAAGAAGUGAGAAUUUAAAAAUAUAUAUAUAAUUUUCGCAAGUCAAGAUCAACUUGGAAAGUUUAUUGAAGUAACUCACACCAUCUUCCAAUUGUUAGCGAUUAAACUCUAUAGGGUGAGUUAAGAAAAAGGUCCCAUUGAUUUUAUUUAUGGUUUCAUUCCUUCAAAUUCGUUAUACUGAAUAAAUUCUUUAGGCUAACUACUUUUUUCAAGAUUUCAUAAACUCGUUUUACUUGAAAAUACCAGGAAUCUUAGUAUGAUGAAUAUAUUUAUUGUACAGUAAUUAGACCGAUUUCUCAAUAAAUUUUAAAUCUUAGGUUUGGCACAUCAAGAGCCGUUUUCUCUGUUGUUUAUUGUAAUUUUAAUGCAGUCUCAACUUUAAAAAAAAAUCAUUAUUAUAAUACUGUAAUUAUUAUAUAUUUUACUAUUCCUCAUGCUCAUUAAAUCAUAUCACACAGUAAGUUAUGACUGACUGAUUUGGCUUUAGUAGUACGGCAACUACUAAACAUUUUUUUACAUUGAACUCAAAUAAUUUCAUAUCACUUGAAUUCCAUGGUUGCAUUCCAUGAAAAUUUAGUGUGAAACCUUUCAUGUGACUGCCUAAUGCUAUAAAUUCCUUGAUGUUUUCACUGCAAUCUGAAGCAAUACAAUUACAGUAGGUAGGCUACUCAUGUAUAAUUUGUGUAGUAAAAUGUUUAAAACGUUGAUUAUGAAUCUCAAAUGUUGAUAAUAAUUUUCUCAUCUGUGUAUCAUAAUUUCAUGAAAAAUUGUCAAUGAAAAUAAUCGUGAAGAGUGUCAAUGGAAUCAUAGUUUAUUAAUAAUAAUAAUGUAAAUUUGUGGUCAUUUUGAUAUAUUAUGCGCGUUUGAUAUCAAAAAUGUAAUUGGAAGUUGCACUUUUCAAUUAGAUAUGUUAAAUAAUUUUAUGAACUUCAAUGUUUGAUGGGUAGUAGUAAUAAGAUAUGUGUUUUUCUUGGAGAGAAAAUAAUGUAAAUUACCAAAGUUGUUACCUUGUUGUUUUUUCAAAGUGAAUAUGUAUAAUAAAUUGAUAAAUAUAAAUUGAAAUGAGAAGAAAA